CCGCUAGGUGGGGCCCGUGCCCAGCCCCGGCAGCGCCCGCCGCAGACGGGGGGGUCCUGCCGGGCACCUCCAGCCUCGGAGUCUUCAGCUGCUGAGAGCAGGAGCAGCCGCUUGCGGAGAGACGCUGCCUGCCGCCUGCGGUGGUUCCUGGGGCGUGGAAAAGCCCUGCUGGUGCCCGAGCUGAGCCGGGGAAGGUGGGAGUCGAGCUGGAAACAGGUCGCUGGGGGCUGAGGCGGCUGGAGCCAGAGCUCAAAGGAAGGGCUGUUGCUGGCAGGACGCGGUGUGGUGGAGCACGAGGGGUUCCUCACCACAGCCAGAAGAAAGUGAAGUCCCAGGAGGCCUGUGCCAGCAGUCCCGUGGAAGGACAGAGCAUCCAGGGCAGUUGUCUUGGCCGGUGUUGGCAGGGAGCGUGGUUCAUCUGCAGGAGCAGGGGAGGGUUUGUAGUCUACAGUCUUCACCCCUCCAUCUCAGUGCACUGGUUUCUGCUUGGCUCUCCGGGAGAACCGGCGGCGUGCUGUCAGGGCUCUAACUCGCAGGUUCUUGAGACAUCCCAGCUUAUAUGCAGUGACUGUUAAAACUUUGAGAGCGGAAUAAAGGCACAUCAGUUGUGUGCAGAUGCAAACGCCGCCAGAAACACAGCUGGCAUGGGUAAGGGACAGGCAAUUUCCACCCUUCUGUUUUCCACAAGCUGACCCUAUGAGGAGAGAGAAUGGGAGUUUUCCAAAGUCUGAGGUCUGGCUUGGGGUAUGCUUGAGACUCGCCUGUGUCAGGAGACUUGGCAAGGGGUUUUCUGUACUGUAUUCUUUACCCAGCUGUCUGGCGGUCACUGACUCCGAGUUUCCCUGAGCCAAAACCUGUCUGUCUCUGGGUUUGGUUUCUAUAAAUGUCAGAGACUAUUUUUUGCCAUCCCUACCUUUCUGUGUGAGCGAAAAAAAAGCCAACUCCUCUCUUCCUUGCUUUGUCUGGGAGACCUGGACAAUUUGGCAAAUAUAAGAUAGGCAGUACCUAAAAGCAGCUGCGUAUCCAAAAUAAACAUCGGUAGGAUGUGAAUUCUCCAUAUUAGGUGUGGGACAGAGUGAUGGGCUAAUCGGACUGGGGAGCAGGGUUGUGGGAAGAGGUAUGUGCACCAAACAGCUCAUAAACAAGUUGUGCUGCUGUUAGCGAGACAUGUAAUUUUUUAAAAUUCUAGGUUAGCUUUAAGCUGCUUCAGGCUUCUUUUGGAGAAGGUACACAAGCAAUUCAGUGGUAUUGUGGCCCUUAAAGAUCCCUGGUUGCUCUUCCUCAGUAAGGUAUUGACACAGGUUUCCUGGCUCUGCAGGCUCAGUUAAUUACCUUGCUUCCUGAAAUUCCUACUGCAAGAUGGAAAUGGAUUUAGGGCUGUUCCGUUUAUUCUGAAACGUUGCUCCCAGAAAGUGCAGGCUGAUUCUUGCGCUGCUUGUAAUAGGCUUUAAAAAGUCCUUAGUUUGGAAAGUACAGCAGAAAUGGACAGUAUUAAAUAAUGCGUUGUUACACAUGACACCCACGGCACCUACCCUGUAGCAGGGCAGAGGCAGCACAGAAAGCUUCCUUUGUGUUGUCUGUAUCCUGCAGGCCUGGGGCGUGUGCUGUGGGGUGGUUUGUCAUGGCGAUGUCAUUACAGGUUAGGGUUUCUCUUUUUUCCCAAACACCCAACAUGCACAGAAAUAAGAGUGUUCCCACACUUUAUUUUCAGACAUCUCCCAGGCAAGCGGCAGGGUUGAGUUGUGAUUUGUGGGGCAAUAAGGCCUGUGGAGUUUGUCCAGUUCUCUUAAACAACUGCUCUGCUGCUUAGAAAAUGACCAUCUGUAAUUGCAGCCUGUGCCUUGACUUUUAGGGACUUGGGAUGCAAAACCAAGAGGCGAAGUCAAAACUGAAUGAUCUGCUCUUUUUGUACUACUUUAAGGAAAUGUCAGCGGGAGCAUCGUGGGUGCAGCCUCAGAGGUUUGUGCGGCAGUCUCGGCUCAGCUGUGUAGGUGUGUGUUGCAGCAGAACGCUUGCUGAAUUCCUGAGAGGCAGGAGGUAUGUCCUGGCCUGGCUCUAAACCUUAACUGGGGCAACAGUGCUUCCUCUCUGCACUCUGAGUGAAAUGGAUACCAUCCUCUAGGCUUACAUCAGAAGGGAGUUUUCCUUUCAAGCCUAACCCCAAGUAAUCCGUGAAGCCUUGUUGACUUCAUGGAUUGAAAGACUGGCUUGGAAGUCAGCGCUUCUGUGCUUAAUUUGGGGGUACCCAGAGGCAUCUGAUUCUGCCACUGGAGGCCAGUUGAAGGUCGACGAGAGCAGGGCGCCUCUGAAACCUGUAGGCGUUCCAUCCCGUGUCGCCAAGGCUCUCUUCUCACCCGUCGUGUCCCUCCCCAUUGCUUGUGUCCGUACCACAGAGCGAGCCCCUCUUCUGGCGCAGCGGCCGCGUGAAUCGACUGCUGUGGCGCUGCUGGCGCAAUGGCCAGCGAGGCAGAGAUGACGUGUGCUGGCACGGAGAGGACGUGCGUGUCCCUGACCUGAGCAGCUGCAGCCUGGGCUAAAGAAGGCUGAGGCUGCCAGUGGUGGUGAGGAUAAUGGAGUGUGUCCUAUGGCAACGUGGCCUUCUGCCUACCAGUGUGGUGUCUGGUAAGCAUGGCCGGAGGACUGCGGAGGGGCUGAGUCCAGGGCAAGAUCCACUGCAGAGGAAGAACUGGAGGCAGUGCUGAGGCUGGGGGGGGCUGUCUCCCACCAGGAAACUCUGACAGGAGGAGGAAGAGAAGGUCAGGGUGAGGUGAGGUGAGGCUGGCAGCAGGAGUGGAAAUACUGGGUUGAAUCUCCAGGCCUGGUUCUCUUGGAUGCCUUGUGCUUCUCAGCACCAGCUCGGGGAUAGGCAGGGAGCGUAGCUAAAGCGGUGUGUCCCCAGGCAUCUGCCGUGUGGCAGGAUGGAGCACCGAGCCCCUGUUGCCUGGCUGCCUCGUUCUGCCAAGGCCUUUCAACAGUGCUGUGAGACCACCAGAGACACUGUUGGUGGGGGUGGCAGAGGGCAGUUGUCACAACCUUUGGUAGAAGUCCUGGAGGUGGCCGCUCAGCCUGGGCAGCGGUAGCCUGGGCAGCACAGCGAUAGCGGGCGCUGCCGUCAGCUGCCUGCUUGGACGCUGCAAGUUGGGGGUGGUUUUGUCCUUGAGGGAGCUUCUCAGAAGCUGCACCUCAGCUUAUCUUUGAAUUGGAGGCAGAGGCAAAAGCUGUGUGAUCUUGCUUCAGUGGAACGCUGGGGGUUUAACUCGUUCAUAGAUGUUCAAAGGUACAGGCUAAGAGCUAGUUGUUCACAGUACAUUGGGGCCUGAAUCUGAUCUUGAACUACAUCUCUCCAUGCCUGCCAAAGUUUUUCUGCUACUUCACAGAUGGAUGUGUUUUCAGCAAAGACUUCCAUGUGGAAGAUUUAAAAAAAUAGAAUAAAAAGUAACUCCAAGCUUGGAACCAUGCUGCCAGGGAGAAUGUUUACAAGGAAGCAGCCUGAUAAACAAGGAAAUUCGGUGAGUUGCAAAGAGGUGAAAUUCUACAGUGUGGCAACAAUUCCCAGCUUGUCAGAGCCUUGCCGUGGUCCCAGCCACCUCAGGCUGACUACAGGAUCUUCGUUUUUACAGGCAGCCUCAGGAAGCUAGGUUGGACUGAAAAAGUAACAGAAUUAUGUGCAACUUGUCUGAGUCACUGACCCUGCAUCUCCGCUAGUUCUUUCAGGGCACUGCUCGUGGAGGAGAAAGAGAAGGCUGCAGCUGAGAGAGGAGAUCUGCCCUUUCUGGUCACCACGAUUUUCAGAUCUCCUCCCCUAGCCUCUCCCAGUCUUUUGUACUUUCUGUGCUAAUCCAUCCAGUGCAGCAUAGACUGACAGAGGCAGCAACUAGAAACCCUGCUCUGAAAGCUGCUGUGAAUGCCUUAGGACCAGCAGCAGCAUGCACAUGAGAACCGUGCUCAUCCUCCUCGUUCUGGCUUUAGCCACGAUAUUUGCUUUAGUCUGUGUGUUGCUGACCAGAGGAAGGGCCCCCAGCACCUGCCAGCACCGGCCCCCGGAGCACGAGGACGCCGAUGACGGCCAGAGCCUGGUCUUUGCCGAUCUGACACCCGAAGAGAUGGCGCAAGUGGUGCAGUACCUGCAGGGAAGCCUUGGGGUGCAGCUGGUGGACGCCGCGCGUGCAAAGCCCUCCGACAACUGCAUCGCCUCCGUCGACGUGCAGGUCCCCGCCAAGGCAGAGGUGCUGCGUUUCCUGGAUGGUGGGGGGCCUCGCCCCCCCCGGGAGGCGCUGGCUGUGCUGUACUUCGGGAGCCAGCCGGACCCCAACGUCACCGAGUACGUGGUGGGUCCGCUGCCGACGCCGGUGUAUCACCGGGACGUGACGGUGCAGAAGUACGGGGGGAAGGUGCCGUACCACCGCAGACCAACACUAGCUGUUGAAUACAAACAGAUUGCAGGGUUUUUAAAAGGCCAAGUGUUCCCCACAGCUCCAUCUUUCAUGCGUCAAGUAAUGGAGUAUGAUGGAGCCAGUCUAGCAGCCUUGACAGCCGCUCCCCGUGGAUUGCAGUCUGGAGAUCGGAUCACCUGGUUCGCUUUGUUUCAGAACGUGAGCGGGUUCUUUGUGCACCCGGUGGGGCUGGAGGUGCUGGUGGACCACAGCAGCCUGGACAUCUCCCGGUGGGCGGUGAGCAGGGUGUUCUACAACGGGCAGUACUACCGGGACAUGGUUCAGCUGGAGAGCGCCUACGCGCAGGGUCGCAUCAGCGUGGAGAAGGUGAGGAAGGCGCCGCAGGAUGGGGACUUCUCGUCCAUGAAGCCCCGAGCACCUCCGGCUGCGCUGUUCCCCUUGCAGUACGAGCCCCAGGGUCCGCGCUACAGCGUCAGGAAGAACCACGUCCUCUUCCAGGCCUGGAGCUUUGCCUUUGGGAUGAGCGUGAACACGGGCCUGCGCCUGUUUGACAUCCGACACAAGGGGGAGAGGGUUGCCUAUGAGAUCAGCGUCCAAGAGGCGCUGUCUGUGUACGGCUCCAACUGCCCUGGAGGGAUGUCAACGAGGUACAUGGAUGGGAGCUUUGGCAUUGGGCGCUACACCUCCCCCUUGGUGCGAGGGGUCGACUGCCCCUACGUAGCGACGUACCUGGAUGUGCACUACCUUGCCCAUUCCCAGGUCCCUAGAAUUAGUAAAAGUGCCCUCUGCAUUUUUGAGCAGAACCUGGGCUCCCCUCUGAGGCGCCACUACUCCAACUUGCAGUCGCUCUACUAUGGGGGGCUGGUCAACUCUGCUCUGGUCGUUCGGUCCAUUGCGACCGUGGGCAACUACGACUACGUGUGGGACUUCAUCUUCUACCAGAACGGGGCCAUCGAAGGCAAGGUCCAGGCCACGGGGUACUUGAGCUCAUCCUUUCUCCACGGGGAUGGUCUGAGAUACGGCAACAGGGUUUGGGAGCACACGCUGGGCACGAUACACACCCAUUCCAUCAACUAUAAAGUGGACUUGGAUGUGGGAGGUAGGUCUUGCCUUUCCUUUGACGUCUGCCAUUUCACUGGUAAACCCAGUGCUUGGGGGGUAUUGCCUCCUAGUCUGUAGAAUGCCUGCUAAGUGACAUCAGGUCUCU
Messenger RNA from Phalacrocorax carbo (great cormorant), 5601 nucleotides. Lineage: Eukaryota; Metazoa; Chordata; Aves; Suliformes; Phalacrocoracidae. The record is from RefSeq and is a predicted model, not a curated record.